This is a messenger RNA of Clupea harengus (Atlantic herring), 6464 nucleotides long. RefSeq names its product arf-GAP with GTPase, ANK repeat and PH domain-containing protein 1. The record is from RefSeq and is a predicted model, not a curated record. Gene Ontology annotation, molecular function: protein binding; GTPase activator activity; GTPase activity. Gene Ontology annotation, cellular component: nucleus. Gene Ontology annotation, biological process: activation of GTPase activity; negative regulation of neuron apoptotic process. Lineage: Eukaryota; Metazoa; Chordata; Actinopteri; Clupeiformes; Clupeidae.
UCUCUCUCUCUCGGCCAUCUUACUUUUCAUUCAUCAAUCUGACGUCUGCAGAUUAAUAUCCUUUUCUUGCGUUCCACUGCUGCUUCUGGUAUGCAAGCGAGAGGGCGAGAGUGAGGGGGAGGGGGAGAGAGAAGGAGAGAGAGGGAUGGAUGGAUGGAUGGAUGGAGAGCAGGAGAGUGAAUGGGUGCAGGAGCGAGCAGGAAAUGCCUGGAGAUUGCUGUAUCAAAGGGAGAGCGGUGGAUGACAGGAAGGGAGAAAAAAAACGAGAAAUGGAGAGAGAGAGAGAGAGAGAGCGAGAGAGAUCAGAAGAUGACAAUAAUUUCUCCUCUCUUUGUUCUGUGGUCAGAGAUCAAACAGCAGUCACUGACGAAUAGAGCGGAUACCCUUUCUCUCCAUCACUCCAUCAUUCAUCCUGUCUUUUUCUCACACACACUCUCUCUCUCCUUCUCUCUCCCUCUCUCUCAUUCUGUCUCCCUCUCUGACUAAUAUAGGGGGCUGGAAUGCAGGGAGACUCCAAGGAGGCGAGAGGAGGGGCUGAGAGCUGGACUGAGCUCACUGUUCGCUCUCCCUCUCCUCUCUACCUCUCCACCUCUCUCUCUCUCUCCCUCCCUCGUUCUCUCUCUCUCUCUCUCUCUCUCUCUGUCAUGCUGCUGCGUUUUUGUCUUAGCCCCAUUAUAUUGACUUGCUAAUUGCCUGAGACUCUCACUGUCGAGCGAGGGAUACAGUCAUAGUAGGAGGAGGAGGAGAAGAGAGGAGGUGUUCUAUCAACACGGAGGGAGGUAUAACUGAUGCUACUGCUGCCGCCACUGCUCGCUCUCUUGUCGUUUAGGGAGGUCCAUCCCCCUUCCUCUCUCUCUCUCUCUCUCCCCUUCUCUUCCUCUCUCUCUCAGCCCUAUUUGCUGUUUGAGGGGGGGAAUAACAACAGCUGUUUUCUCAUUGAUCUGUGCGGCAGAGGCACCACGACGUGAGCCGACAUAUAAGCUCCUCGCUCCUCCAAUGCGUUGCCCACGUCGACGGGAAGAGAGGGAUGCACACGCUGUCUCAUGCAGCGCUACACGUGAACGAAUUCCUUAAUGAAUGAUUUUUUUUUUCAACCUUCACGCCUCUCCCUCUCUCUCCCUCUCUCUCUCCCUCUCUCUCUCUUUCACUCUCUCUCUCUCUUUCACUCUCUCUCUCGCCUCACGUGCGCUUCUCAUAUUGAGAGCGUUACUCAGCUCUGGAUCGGCCGAUCACCUCUCUCUCUCCGCUGUCCUCUACGUCUGCCCCUUUUCCCCUGACAACAGUGCAGAUUCAUUCAGUGCUUGGAUUACAGUGCAACCAGGAAGGGGAACCAAGAAGCCAGGAGCCAGGAAUCAACAGCGUGUGCGCAGCACGGUACGGCACGACGCGUGAUGUACGUGAUGCCUCAACGUUCCUGGAAAUAUCCUAUCCUGGAUAUUCUUUCUGCGGCAGGAAUUUAGCCAGAGCAUUCAGGAAUAACAGCGCGGGUGGAGAGAGAGCGUUCCCGGGCGGCCCCGCCGCGACGAGCGGACCAUCGCAGACACAGACGGAGCUUGUGUGAGGUUUUUCAUGAGGACGGGACGAGCGGCGCAUGAAUGGGGAACUAAGCUCCAGUGUCUUGCAUGUUUCCAGUUGCAUAAUGCUGGAGUCUAGACCGUAGCCCCCCCGCACCCCCACCACCACCACCCACCACCGUCUCUGAGUCCGUGACCCCCCCCCCUCAGACAGAGGUGAUGGAAGGAAGGGACGCCAGGCAUCAGUGGAGGGCAAGAGGGAGCGGAAAAAGGAUCGGCCGUGAAUGAGCGUGUGUGUUCUCGUGUGAGUGUGUGCGCACUGUGCGUGUGUCUGUCUGUGUGUGUGUGUGUGUGUGUGUGUGUGUGUGUACAUUUGCAUGUGAGGAGGACUGAGACAUUCUGUCAGCUGUGAAGAGGAACACACAGCAACACACACUCUGUGUGUGGGGAUAGAUAGACUCUCACAGCAACACACACUCUGUGUGUGGGGGAUAGAUAGACUCUGUGUGGGAAGCGGGACUCAAAGGAAGCACGCCGAGUCAAGCGUCUCUUGAACGUGACAUGUCAAGGAUGGGAUUCCAUGAUGGUGUUGUGACGGGCCCCUUGUGAGCUUUGGAGCCUGACGACUGAAACUGUCAUUACAUCAGAUUAAUUAUUCUGUAGUUCUUCCUGUUUCCUGUCCUUACCGGCUUUGGGCAUUGGUAUUGGUAUUCCUCACUACCCACGGAAGAACCAGACUGUGGUUGGGGGAACAUCCUGGCUGGUGGAACCGGCAGCCUCUGGGGGUGCUGCUCCAGUUCUGCGAUAGAGCACGGCCAUCUGGCCACAGCGGACCAAACAGGGACCCCCAUCCUCCUUCUGUGUGUUUUCCCUCGCUGUCUCUGGCUCUCUCCAUCCAGUGUCGCUCUGCCCACAUAGCAGAGGAGACACACACUUUCCUGGACUGUCUGCCAUCUCUCUCUCUCUUUUUUUCUCUCUGCCUGUCUUUCUUCUGUGUGUUUCUCUCUUUUUUUUUUCCGUGUCUGCCUCUGUCUCUCCGCCGCCCACAUGAGUCAAUCAGGGACCCUGCAGCGACGCACCACCUACCUAAUCUCCCUCACGCUCGUCAAGGUCGAGGCCGUCGGGGCCGAGGGGGAUGGAUGUUCUCCGGAGAAGAAGGCCGCGACCCUGGCUCUGCCCCCCUCCCCGAGCCCCCUUCCCGGGCCAGGACAGGACCUGAGGGGGCAGGACAGGGAAGACGACGACGACGACGACGACGAUGAGGAGGUAGAAGAGGAAGACGAGGUGGUGGCGGCGGCUAGCAGGAGCGUGGAGGAACGUGUGCCGCAGCCAGAGAAGCAGGAAGUGGAGGAGCCGGAGAAGGAGAAGAAAGAGGGGAGGGCCAGCUGGGCGGUGAGGGAGAAAAGGAGGCCUGAGAGCAGCGACGGUCGUCCUCCCAGAACGCCCGUCCCAAAACCGCGCGACCAAACCGUGUCACUGGUGCCUGUUAAAGACAAGGCGGGCAUGGAGCUGAUGGGAAGCCCAGGGAUGACCCUGGAGCGCGAUCGGGAACGCCGGGAAGAUACCCCCAAAAUGGACCUCUACAGGGAGGUCUUCCCACCACCCCAUCGUGGCGUUCCUGAAUGGAUCGACCAGGGCUCCAACGGCACUCCAAGCCGGGCCGCUCUGUCGGGCCGGACCGGCCAGCGACCGGAAGCGCUGCUGCGCUCGCACGUGGCCAUCACCACGGUGAGCCGGCGGGAGCUGCGCGAGGCCAGCCAGAGUGUGCCCCCGUCCGCCAAGAGCCUGGACCGCAAGGCCCGCGAGCGCUCGCCCCCCACCACCAUCACCAUGACGAUGGGGCCCUACCGCGCCUCCUGGUCCGAGAGCGAGGGCCGUGGGAUGUUCCAGCGCAUGACUGGAGUCAGCGUGGGCGGCGUGGGUGGGAUCGGCGUCUCCGGCGCGCCGACGAUGGCUCGCGAGAGCCCGCGCUCGGACCGGCUGAAGACCGCCUCCACCUCGCUGCCGGCCCCCGCCACACAGGUGCAGCCCGCCAAGCCGCAGCGCAAGGGCAAGAGCCGCACGCUGGACAACAGCGACCUGCACUCGCUGUCCGAGGACCUGCGGCGGGGCAAGGAGGCCCAGAGGGGUGGCGGUGGCGCCGGGGGGGCGUCUCAGGCGCAGGGUCAAGCCCAGGCGCCGGCCCGCGACCGCAAGAUGCUCAAGUUCAUCAGCGGCAUCUUCACCAAGAGCUCACCGGCGCCCCCUACAGCCGCCACGCUGCCUCCCACGCCCACGCCCCUCUACAGCUCCGUGCAGAGGGGGUCCAGCGAGGAGGACGCAGCGUGUGCCAACAGCCAGGAGUGGAUUUUGAGUCGUACCAUCCAAGAGCUCCGUCUGGGGGUUCUGGGAAGUCUGCAGAGCGGGAAGUCAGCGUUGGUGCACCGCUACAUGACCGGGAGCUACCUGCCUCUGGAGUGCCCUGAGGGGGGCCGGUUUAAAAAGGAGAUGCUGGUGGACGGACAGAGUCACCUGCUGCUCAUUAGAGAAGAACCAGGCCUGCCAGACGCUCAAUUCUGUAGCUGGGUAGACGGUGUGAUCCUGGUCUUCAGCCUGGAGAACGAGGCCAGCUUCCAGGAGGUCUACAACAACUACAGCGAGCUGUGCGCACACCGCAAUGUAGCAGAUGUCCCCUUCAUUGUAGUGGGCACUCAAGAUAAGAUCAGCAGCACAAACCCGCGGGUUAUAGAGGACGCCAGGGCCCGUCAGCUCUGUUCCGACGUCAGGCGCUGCUCCUACUUCGAGACGUGCGCCACCUACGGGCUGAACGUCAACCGCGUCUUCACCGAAGCUGCUCAGAAGAUUUGGGCGGUGAAGAGGCAGGCUGCUCUGUUUGCAUCCUGUAAAUCCCUCCCCAACUCCCCCAGUCACUCCGGCGGAUCGACCCCAGUGUCAGGAGCCUUCCCUGGGCAGGCCAGUAAUGGGGGCCAGAGCAGUGACUACUCCUCCUCCUUGCCCUCUACUCCGGUUAUCAGUCAUAAGGAGAUCGGCGUGUCGGGAGCAGAGAAGUUGGGCAGCGCCACCCCAGGGACGCUCAGGAGCGGCCCGCGACGCCGCACGCCCCGAUUCCCAGGUCGCCGUGGCAGUGAUGAGAGAAGGAGUGUUGAUAGUAAAUGUGAUUUUGGCAGUGGAAGGGCUAUCCCCAUCAAACAGAGUGUCCUACUGAAACGCAGUGGAAGCUCAAUCAACAAGGAAUGGAAGAAGAAGUACGUCACUCUGUCCAGCGAUGGUGUGCUGUCCUACCACUCCAGUGUCAAUGAGUACAUGCAGAACGUCCACGGGAAGGAGAUGGACCUGCUGCGGGUGACGGUGAAGGUUCCAGGGAAGCGUCCACCUCGAGCAAUCCCGUCUGGGGCUCCCCCUGCUGGCCAGAACGGUCUGGUGAAGGACACCCCAGGACCAGAGGGAUCAGGAGCAGUGCCUACAUAUCCCAGCGGUCUCUUGACUGUGGAUGAGGGGCCAGGGGUGAUAGGCGGACUGACCCUGGGCAACCGAGGGGUACAGCGCAACCCCUCCACGCUCUCCAGUAAGACUCAGAGUAUGGACUCCUCCGUAGAGGGCGUGUCCAGCCCGACCUCCAGCAAAGAUCCCGCCCCUUCCUCCCCGAUGAUUGACAGGAAGAAGACGAGGAGGAAGAAGAGCAUGAAUCAGAAAGGAGACACAGCAUCAGGGCAAGCUGAGGCCAAGCGCAAAAUGUGGAAGCUAAAAAGCUUUGGUAGCUUGAGAAACAUAAAUAAGACAGAUGAGGACAACUAUGACUUCAUGGUGGUGUCGAGCACAGGGCAGAUGUGGCAUUUCGAGGCCCCCAGCCCGGAGGAGCGCGACGCCUGGGUCCAGGCCAUCGAGAGCCAGAUCCUGGCCAGCCUGCAGUCCUGUGAGAGCAGCAGGAACAAGACUCGGAGGAACAGCCAGAGUGAAGCGGUGGCACUUCAGGCCAUUCGUAAUGCCAAAGGCAACAGCUUCUGUGUUGACUGUGAUGCACCAAAUCCCACGUGGGCGAGCCUGAACCUGGGCGCCCUCAUCUGCAUCGAGUGCUCGGGCAUCCACCGCAACCUGGGCACACACCUGUCCCGCGUGCGCUCCCUGGACCUGGACGACUGGCCGCACGAGCUCACACUGGUGCUCAGCGCCAUCGGCAACCACCUGGCCAAUAGCAUCUGGGAGGCGUGCACACAGGGCUGCCACAAGCCCACGCCUGAUGCCACGCGGGAGGAGCGGGAGCCAUGGAUACGGGCCAAAUACGAGCAGCGCAUGUUUGUGGCGCCACUGCCGUGCACCGGCGAGGGAUUAGACGGCUCGCUGUCGGCCAAUCUCCUGCGGGCGGUGACGGACAGGGACCUGCCACGCCUGCUCCUGCUGCUCGCCCACAGCUCCAAGGAGGAGAUCAACACCCCGGUUGACGUGGCGAUGCACCCUGGCAACAGCGCCACCCAGCAGCCGCGCCCCGCCCUUCACGUCGCAUGUCAGCUUGCAGACGUCGUCAUGACGCAGCUGCUUGUUUGGUAUGGCAGUGACGUGAGGUGUCGUGACCCUCAGGGCCUGACGGCCUUGUCUCUGGCACGCCGUGCCGGUAGCCAGGAGUGUGCCGACAUACUGCUGCAGUACGGCUGCCCCAACGAGAGCACCACACCCUGCACCAGCCCCACCGGCGCCUCCCUGGGCUCCCCCUGCUCGUCUGUCCCCCUCCCCGGUGGCAGCGGCGGUGGUGGUGGUGGUGCCACCACCCCCACCCCCACCCUCUCACGCAAGACCAGCGCAGCCAGCCUGAGUCGGAGCAGCUCCAGAAGAGCUGUGUCCUAACUGCACUCUGCACCUAGAUCUGUGUGUGUGUGUGUGUGUGUGUGUGUGUGAGUGUGAAUGUUUUUUUCUUGGUGUGUGUUUAUUUGGGUUGGUGUUCAUGCAUGUGUGUUU